ACUGGCUCCUGCUGCUUAAUCUGGUCCCCAAGUGGGACAACAGGUAGAUAAUCCACCGCCUAUAAUUUACCCAAACUAUCCGCAUAAUUACUAGAUAGUAAGCCGCCCAAUAAUACUCAUUUUAUUAAUCUCAGCAGGUGCUCUGUAUGUUGCUGCAUUUAGCAGCUAUCUUUUCAAGCAGAUCUGAAGUGAGAUUGAUGUUGUGUUUUGUCCAUGCAGUUAUGUAUUUACAGAACAGUGUCCCCUGAGUGUAUUUUGCACUAUUUGCAGAUAAGUAUCUGAAUGUGUGUCCAACAUGGAGAUUUCAUUGUUUGUCACCAGAUCCUAGUGAGGACGGGGCUGAGAACCCAAAGAGGAAACGUCAGAAAGACGUUUCAAACUCCACAGAAUCUGUGAGCCCUCCUCCAAACAAGAAAAAACGUAAGCAAAGAAAGGUGGAGGAACCCUCACAUCCAGAAAUGAAUGGGGAUGCCAUCAAGGACACCAUAAGCACAGCAAUGGAACUGCCCCAGGCGUCAGAGUCCCACACCUGCUUCUCUCUGGCUGAGAGAGUUAAACUAAAGAAAAGGAGGCGAAGGGGUCUCAUCACAUUAGGGCUAAGUGCGCUCUCCUCCCGGGCAGGCCUACUGACAAGGAGGAGGUGGGUCCUCCAACAGCGGGGGCGGAGCCGGGUAUGUGUCCAAGAAUUGGCUUAUGUUGAUUAUUGCAUUUUUGUCAUACUGAAUACCCACUGAUCUCUUUGCAUUUCCCCAACAGAGAGCACUUCUUCUAUCUUCUGAUAUCAAGACUUUGGAAGUCCCAGUGAUGCAACAGAAAAUGCUGGGCGCUGCCGUGAGUAAUCAGAAGAUUGGGGGCGCUGCCGUGAGUAAUCAGAAGAUUGGGGGCGCUGCCGUGAGUAAUCAGAAGAUUGGGGGCGCUGCCGUGAGUAAUCAGAAGAUUGGGGGCGCUGCCGUGAGUAAUCAGAAGACUGGGGGCGCCGCCGCCAUGAGUAAUCAGAAGACUGGGGGCGCUGCCGUGAGUAAUCAGAAGAUUGGGGGCGCUGCCGUGAGUAAUCAGAAGAUUGGGGGCGCUGCCGUGAGUAAUCAGAAGACUGGGGGCGCCGCCGCCAUGAGUAAUCAGAAGACUGGGGGCGCCGCCGUGAGUAAUCAGAAGAUUGGGGGCGCUGCCGUGAGUAAAGAGAAGAUUGGGGGCGCUGCCGUGAGUAAUCAGAAGACUGGGGGCGCUGUGAUGCAAAAGAAUAAACGGGUGAAUAAACAGACGGCAGCAAGCACUGAGACAACCCAAGUAACUCUGCGUAAAGCGGAGGGCGCUGAGAUGCCUAAAAAGAAGGCAAGGGGCACCAAGGCUGCUAAAAACCAACCAGGAACUACUCCCUGUGAAGAUUUUGUGUCUUUCUGUAGCACAGAUGCUCCAAAACCUGUAUUUGUGAAAACUGCAAAGAGCAAGGGACGGCAGGUAAAAUAGUGUGGGGGACGAGCACAGAGCUGGUGGAGGGUAAUGCACAGUGUGGGGGGC
This is a messenger RNA of Pelobates cultripes (western spadefoot toad), 1515 nucleotides long. NCBI's taxonomy places the organism in Eukaryota, Metazoa, Chordata, Amphibia, Anura, Pelobatidae. The record is from the annotation of a GenBank genome assembly.